AUGAUAGCCCUUAAAAUCUCAGGUCUUCAACAUUUGUCAGAUGCUCCCAAAAGAUUUCAAGAUAUAAAGGAAAUUAUUACCUUCUUGAUGAAACAAAACCGCAUAAUUCCAAAUCUAAUGCCUUCAUUAAUCAGUGGAAAUUUCCAUCCAAAAUGCGAUGCCGGAUGCGCUGCUAAAAGAUUAAGUGUUCCUAACACGUCUGCUUUAGAUUUCAUCCCAAAUGUUGAGUUUUCACCAAAUCCUGCGAUAGUCUGUUUGAUAUGGAAAGGCGGUGAUGAGCUGAAUGUAUUAGGAGUACAGUGCGCACCAUGUGGAACUACUCAAUUACAUUCAGUAGUUGUUAUGAGAAAUAAGACGAAAAAUCGCCAUUUUUAUAAUUUCAUUAGUUCAAUAAUUGGCAGAAAGUACCACAAAACUGACCGAAAUGCUUCGUGCAGUGGUUCGGAAGCAAUUUACGAAUGCAAUUUCUCACUGGUAGAAUUUACUGUAUAUAUAUUCCUAUAUAUGCAGAAAUUGCAUGUAUGUCCAUAUACUUGUGGACACGUUAUUACAUGUUUGAAUUUGAUUACAUACAUAUGUAUGUCUAUAUAUGGUUGGAAUGUAUUUUGGACUAUAAAAUUGAAUAAAUAUAUGUUUAUGCAUAUAUUGGUACAUGAUUUAUUCAUAAUUUUUUUGUAUAUGCAUGCUUAUACAUGUGCAAGAAUGCAUUUUGGUCUUAUUGAAAUUUAG
This is a messenger RNA of Echinococcus granulosus, 729 nucleotides long. RefSeq lists its product as hypothetical. The record is from RefSeq and is a predicted model, not a curated record. The coding region runs from base 1 to 729 and encodes 242 amino acids. The transcript has 6 exons. NCBI's taxonomy places the organism in Eukaryota, Metazoa, Platyhelminthes, Cestoda, Cyclophyllidea, Taeniidae.